This is a messenger RNA of Mytilus californianus (California mussel), 825 nucleotides long. Its product is annotated as heat shock 70 kDa protein 12A-like. The coding region runs from base 1 to 807 and encodes 268 amino acids. The record is from RefSeq and is a predicted model, not a curated record. Lineage: Eukaryota; Metazoa; Mollusca; Bivalvia; Mytilida; Mytilidae. The transcript is spliced from 2 exons.
AUGGCUCCUGGUGGAGAGGUAUGUUUGGUGCUACAUGUAACUGUUACCUGGUGUACUAUCACGAUACAAAAUUCGGAUAAGCUUGUAGAAUCAGUUUCUUUUUCCACGCCUCAGAAACUUUUUGUCAAUCCUGAAGUAUUUAGAAAACUCUUUAAACCAACUAUAGAUGCCUUAUUCAAACAUCUAGACAAACUCUUUAAGGAUCCAAAUCUCUACGACCUCCAUCAUAUCAUAAUGGUAGGGGGAUUUUCCGAAUGUGAGCUUGUUCAAACGGCAAUGAGGAAUAAAUUUCCAAAUAGGAAAAUCAUUAUUCCCGACGAGGCUGGACUAGCAGUUUUAAGAGGUGCCGUUUUAUUCGGACAUCAACCAAAGAAAAUAGGAAAACGAAUAUUGAGGAAGACUUACGGAAUACAAAGCUGGCCUGAAUGGGACGCUGAAUUACACCCGGAAACCAAAAGAGUGCGAAUUGAUGGAGUCGAUCGUUGUAAAGAUGUCUUUUAUAAAUUUGCUGUCAAAGGUGAAAAAGUAGAAGACGGACAUUCUUCUGGACAAAUAUUUCAGGCGUUAAAAACAGACGAAAAAACCCUUGAGUGUACAGUAUACAUAUCCGAUGACACUAAUCCUAGAUAUGUCACAGAUCCCAGUUGCCAACGCCUCGGGAAUCUCGUUGUCCCAAUACCUCCCCUCAAAAAAGGAGAGACUCUUGAAAUUGAAGAAACAAUGAUAUUUGGUGGAGCUGAACUCUUAUUCAGAGCAAAGAAUAUGAAAACGGGUGAAAUUUGUGAAAGUCAGUUUGAACUAUAUUAGUGAAUAAAAAUUUGAAGC